Messenger RNA from Lucilia cuprina (Australian sheep blowfly), 617 nucleotides. RefSeq names its product PHD finger-like domain-containing protein 5A (gene Phf5a). Bases 119 to 454 code for a protein of 111 amino acids. The record is from RefSeq and is a predicted model, not a curated record. Gene Ontology annotation, cellular component: U12-type spliceosomal complex; catalytic step 2 spliceosome; precatalytic spliceosome. Gene Ontology annotation, biological process: mRNA splicing, via spliceosome. The transcript is spliced from 4 exons. NCBI's taxonomy places the organism in Eukaryota, Metazoa, Arthropoda, Insecta, Diptera, Calliphoridae.
GCCUAUUUUUAAAGAAGCAGCAUAUAAACGUAAACAAACCAAAUUCUUCUAAUUUCUGCGAAAAAUUGCAAAAUUUUAGUAUUUUUUAUUAAAUAUAUUAAAGAACAAUUAACAUAAAAUGGCAAAACAUCAUCCAGAUUUGAUUUUCUGUCGUAAACAGCCUGGAGUGGCCAUUGGUCGCUUGUGUGAGAAAUGUGAUGGCAAGUGUGUAAUAUGUGAUUCCUAUGUAAGACCCUGUACUUUGGUGCGUAUUUGUGAUGAAUGCAAUUACGGGUCUUAUCAGGGACGAUGUGUGAUCUGUGGUGGACCUGGUGUUUCUGAUGCUUAUUAUUGCAAAGAGUGUACCACUCAGGAAAAAGAUCGAGACGGAUGUCCGAAAAUUGUUAAUCUGGGCAGUUCGAAAACAGAUCUGUUUUAUGAACGGAAAAAAUAUGGGUUUAAGCAAAACUAUUAGCAUUUACUUGUUCUACUUAUCACACAAUAAGGCUUCAGAAGUUAAUAAGCAUUUUGAAACUUUAUAGUCCUAAUUUAGAGGACUUUUUUCUUAAUAAAAAAUUAAUGAUUUACUUUGGAUUUUAUUUUACAUAUUGAAAUAAUAAAGUAGUUAUGGAAUAAUA